UCGGUGUGUGUUUGGGAGGAUUACCAUCUCUGCGCGUGUGUACUCUUUGGCUGUUGAGCGACUCUGGUUGUUUACUUUCCGCUUGUUCCCACCGAGCUCCGCACUAACGUUCAGAUAUAUAGCUCCGUUUCUCGUGAAUCUUUAUGAAUAUGCUGCCAAACAACUUGAUGUCAACAUACGGACAAGUCUCGUGCCCUUUGUAAUCACCCUGAUCGUGCUGUUAGCUGCAUUAGCUUCUCUCGUUCCGGAGAGCAGAGGUCACUUCGACAGUUCUUUGAGACCAUGGCGAAUCCCCUGAGGGCUGAGGUUGUCCGACUCUAUAAAAAUCUGCUGUACCUGGGCCGGGAUUACCCUAAAGGCGGCGAGUACUUCAGGGACCGCCUGAGAGCGGCGUUCUCUAAGAACAAAGCUGAGAGCGACCCGCAGGCCAUCCGGGACAUGAUCUCUCGGGGGGAGUUUGUGUCCCGAGAGCUGGAGGCACUCUACUACCUGAGGAAGUACCGCGCCAUGAAGAAGCGCUACUACGAGGAGUGAAGACACCCAGGACAAAACACAGCCGGGACCAGGGAGGAGACGUCACGUCCUGCUGAACCAAGAGAGACAAAGACACACAACGAGAGACAAAGACACAACGAGAGAGAGAGAGAGACAACGAGAGAGAGAGGAGGGAACCUUUGUAGAAAACCAAUUCAUUUCUCAGAAAGAAAAACAGAAUAAAAAGUCUUUAAUGUUUUGUUUCUGCUUCAGGACCGAAGAUAAGAACCUUUAAAUAAACAGUGUAAAGGA
Eleginops maclovinus (Patagonian blennie) is the source of this 786-nucleotide messenger RNA. RefSeq names its product LYR motif containing 5b (gene lyrm5b). NCBI's taxonomy places the organism in Eukaryota, Metazoa, Chordata, Actinopteri, Perciformes, Eleginopidae. Gene Ontology annotation, cellular component: mitochondrion. Gene Ontology annotation, biological process: respiratory electron transport chain. The record is from RefSeq and is a predicted model, not a curated record. The coding region runs from base 283 to 534 and encodes 83 amino acids. The transcript is spliced from 3 exons.